Messenger RNA from Capronia coronata CBS 617.96, 1005 nucleotides. RefSeq lists its product as uncharacterized. Bases 1 to 1005 code for a protein of 334 amino acids. NCBI's taxonomy places the organism in Eukaryota, Fungi, Ascomycota, Eurotiomycetes, Chaetothyriales, Herpotrichiellaceae. The transcript has a single exon. The record is from RefSeq and is a predicted model, not a curated record. Gene Ontology annotation, molecular function: zinc ion binding; ubiquitin protein ligase activity.
AUGCCAUCCACGACAGUUUCCUCGCGCGUCUCUCGCAGUGGCGCUAUCACGAAACCGACCUCCAAGUCCUAUUCUCCACCGCAGAGGCCGUCGGCUGGCAUACGAGCCCGAGCCGAACGUAUGCUUAAACAGUUGCAAGAAGAUGACCCUCUGAAUAGCUUGAAGACGACGCAGAAAUCGAAGUCGAACGAGAUCCAGAAGAGUAGCCAUCGCAGUCCAUCAAGCCCGUCGAGCAUCUCCCCGCGAAGACGCGCCCCUUCCAAGAAGGUCGCCAAAUCACCCGGCGAGGAGAAGAGGCUGCGGAAAUACAGGGCGAAGCCGCCGGGGUCUUUCCUGACCAAACUUGAACGCGCAAGGACACAGCGCAUGGUCGUUCUCGGUCGCACGCGAGGCACAGUGGACGGUGCGCCGUACGAGGAGAUUGAAAUCGUAGGAUCUACCGGCAACGUCUACCAGGUCACCGUCUCGCGCGAACCUGUCUGCACGUGCCCGGAUUCCUACAAGGGCAACGAAUGCAAGCACAAAGUCUACGCCCUCCACACCGUCCUCAGGGCCCCCGAACACCUCCAGUAUCAGCUUGCGCUCCUGACCUCCGAGCUCGAGGACAUCUUCGCCAACGCUCCACCGCUCCCCGGCGAUGUCUGUUCAGACACCAACUUGAACGGGAAGCGGAAGCCCGCGGACGGGGAAUGCCCAAUUUGCUACAUGGAUCUGGAUGAAAGUCACAAUAGGCUCGUCUGGUGCAAGGCGCAGUGUGGGCACAACAUGCAUAAAUCCUGUUUCGACCAGUGGGCAGCCACUCGAGCGGGCGGGCAGGUCAGCUGCGUUUACUGUCGGGCCCCUUGGGAGAUGGACAUUGGAGAUGCCGCCACUGUCAAAGCCGCCGGCGCGUACAGUGCCGAAGGAUACAUCAAUGUAGCUGAUCAGUUCGGCUUGUCGAGGGCGCGCGACUACUCGGGCUAUUACCAACCCUGGGCACGGAGGCAUUUUGGACAUGGCUGGUAA